This is a messenger RNA of Strongylocentrotus purpuratus (purple sea urchin), 6234 nucleotides long. RefSeq lists its product as uncharacterized. The coding region runs from base 1 to 6234 and encodes 2077 amino acids. The transcript is spliced from 7 exons. Gene Ontology annotation, molecular function: protein binding. The record is from RefSeq and is a predicted model, not a curated record. NCBI's taxonomy places the organism in Eukaryota, Metazoa, Echinodermata, Echinoidea, Camarodonta, Strongylocentrotidae.
AUGUCGCUUUCUACAGCGGUAAAGGAAGGCGAUCUUGUAAAGACAAGGUCUAUUCUAGAAAAUGAGACAGGUGAUGCCAAGCUGGUCAUGCUACGCAGUGUGGAUCCUGAUGGAAAGACACCUCUCCAUAUCGCUUCAGAAGAAGGGCAUGUCGACCUAGUAAAAUAUAUGACUGAUUUGGGGGCGGAUCAAGGAAAACGAAGUAGAAGCGGCGACACCCCUCUUCACUAUGCGUCUCGGAGUGGUCGCCAGAAUAUUGCUCAAUAUCUAAUUGGUGAAGGAGCAGAUACCAAUAUUGGUGAUAGCAAUGGCUAUACCGCUCUCUAUCUUGCUUCAGAGGAGGGUCAUCUUGGUGUUGUUGAAUGUUUAGUGAAUUCUGGCGCAGAUGUAAACAAAGGUUCAUAUGAUGGUUCUACACCACUACGCAUUGCCUCACAUGAGGGUGAUCUCGAUGUUGUUGAAUGUCUAGUGAAUGCAGGAGCUGAUGUGAAGAAAGCAGCAAAGAAUGGCCUAACACCUCUUCAUGCGGCGUCAGAGAAAGGUGCUGGUGUGAGGAAAGCAGCAAAGAAUGGCCUGACACCUCUUCAUGUGGCAUCAGAGAAAGGUCAUGUAGCAAACGUGAAAUAUCUAAUUUACCAAGGAGCUAAAACUCAUACGGUUGAUCACGAUGGUUAUACACCCCUGUACAACGCCUCACAAGAGGGUCAACUUGAUGUUGUUGAAUGUCUAGUGAAUGCAGGUGCUGAUGUGAGGAAAGCAGCAAAGAAUGGCCUGACACCUCUUCAUGCGGCAUCAGAGAAAGGUCAUGUAGAAAUCGUGAAAUAUCUAAUUUCUCAAGGAGCUAACCCUAAUACGUUUGAUCACGAUGGUUAUACAUUCCUGUACAACGCCUCACAAGAGGGUCAACUUGAUGUUGUUGAAUGUCUAGUGAAUGCAGGUGCUGAUGUGAGGAAAGCAGCAAAGAAUGGCCUGACACCUCUUCAUGCGGCAUCAGAGAAAGGUCAUGUAGCAAUCGUGAAAUAUCUAAUUUCUCAAGGAGCUAACCCUAAUACGUUUGAUCACGAUGGUUAUACACCCCUGUACAGUGCCUCACAAGAGGGUCAACUUGAUGUUGUUGAAUGUCUAGUGAAUGCAGGAGCUGAUUUGGAGAAAGCCAUGGAGAAAGGAUGGACAUCUCUUUAUACGGCGUCACGUGAUGGUCAUGUAGACAUUCUAGAAUAUCUCAUUUCUCAAGGCGCGAACCCGAAUUCGGUUGAUAACGAUGGUUAUACACCCCUGUACAGUGCCUCACAAGAGGGUCAUCUUGAUGUUGUUGAAUGUCUAGUGAAUGCAGGAGCAGAUGUGAAGAAGGCAGCAAACAAUGGCCUCACACCUCUUCAUGCGGCGUCAGAGAGAGGUCAUGUAGCAAUUGUGGAAUAUCUAAUUUCUCAAGGAGCGAACCUGAAUUCGGUUGAUAACGAUGGUUAUACAUCCCUAUACAGUGCCUCACAAGAGGGUUAUCUUGAUGUUGUUAAAUAUCUAGUCAAUGAAGGAACGGAUUUGAAUAAAGCAGCAAAUAAUGGCGUGACAUCUCUCGACACGGCGUCACGUGAUGGUCAUGUAGACAUUGUAAAAUAUCUCAUUUCUCAAGGCGCGAACCCGAAUUCGGUUGAUAACGAUGGUUUUACACCACUGUACAGUGCCUCACAAGAGGGUCAUCUUGAUGUUGUUGAAUGUCUACUGAAUGCAGGUGCUGGUGUGAGGAAAGCAGCAAAGAAUGGCCUCACACCUCUUCAUGCGGCGUCAGAGAGAGGUCAUGUAGCAAUUGUGAAAUAUCUUAUUUCUCAAGGAGCGAACCUGAAUUCGGUUGAUAACGAUGGUUAUACAUCCCUAUACAGUGCCUCACAAAAGGGUUAUCUUGAUGUUGUUAAAUAUCUAGUCAAUGAAGGAACGGAUUUGAAUAAAGCAGCAAAUAAUGGCGUGACAUCUCUCGACACGGCGUCACGUAAUGGUCAUGUAGACAUUGUAGAAUAUCUCAUUUACCAAGGAGCUAAAACUCAUACGGUUGAUCACGAUGGUUAUACACCCCUGUACAACGCCUCACAAGAGGGUCAACUUGAUGUUGUUGAAUGUCUAGUGAAUGCAGGUGCUGAUAUGAGGAAAGCAGCAAAGAAUGGCCUGACACCUCUUCAUGCGGCAUCAGAGAAAGGUCAUGUAGAAAUCGUGAAAUAUCUAAUUUCUCAAGGAGCUAACCCUAAUACGUUUGAUCACGAUGGUUAUACAUUCCUGUACAACGCCUCACAAGAGGGUCAACUUGAUGUUGUUGAAUGUCUAGUGAAUGCAGGUGCUGAUGUGAGGAAAGCAGCAAAGAAUGGCCUGACACCUCUUCAUGCGGCAUCAGAGAAAGGUCAUGUAGCAAUCGUGAAAUAUCUAAUUUCUCAAGGAGCUAACCCUAAUACGUUUGAUCACGAUGGUUAUACACCCCUGUACAGUGCCUCACAAGAGGGUCAACUUGAUGUUGUUGAAUGUCUAGUCAAUGCAGGAGCUGAUUUGGAGAAAGCCAUGGAGAAAGGAUGGACAUCUCUUUAUACGGCGUCACGUGAUGGUCAUGUAGACAUUCUAGAAUAUCUCAUUUCUCAAGGCGCGAACCCGAAUUCGGUUGAUAACGAUGGUUAUACACCCCUGUACAGUGCCUCACAAGAGGGUCAUCUUGAUGUUGUUGAAUGUCUAGUGAAUGCAGGAGCAGAUGUGAAGAAGGCAGCAAACAAUGGCCUCACACCUCUUCAUGCGGCGUCAGAGAGAGGUCAUGUAGCAAUUGUGAAAUAUCUUAUUUCUCAAGGAGCGAACCUGAAUUCGGUUGAUAACGAUGGUUAUACAUCCCUAUACAGUGCCUCACAAAAGGGUUAUCUUGAUGUUGUUAAUUAUCUAGUCAAUGAAGGAACGGAUUUGAAUAAAGCAGCAAAUAAUGGCGUGACAUCUCUCGACACGGCGUCACGUAAUGGUCAUGUAGACAUUGUAGAAUAUCUCAUUUCUCAAGGCGCGAACCUGAAUUCGGUUAAUAACUAUGGUUUUACACCACUGUCCAGUGCCUCACAAGAGGGUCAUCUUGAUGUUGUUGAAUGUCUAGUGAAUGUAGGAGCAGAUGUGAAGAAAGCAGCAAAGAAUGGCCUGACACCUCUUCAUGCGGCAUCAGCGAGAGGUCAUGUAGCAAUCGUGAAAUAUCUAAUUUCUCAAGGAGCUAACCCUCAUACGGUUGAUCACGAUGGUUAUGCACCCCUGUUCAGUGCCUCACAAGAGGGUCAACUUGACGUUGUUAAAUGUCUAGUGAAUACAGGUGCCGAUGUGAAGAAAGGUUCAUAUGAUGUUUCUACACCACUGUGCAGUGCCUCACAAGAGGGUCAUCUUGAUGUUGUUGAAUGUCUAGUGAAUGCAGGGGCAGAUGUGAAAAAAGCAGCAAAGAAUGACCCGACACCUCUUCAUGCUGCGUCAGUUAGAGGUCAUGUAGCAAUUGUGAAAUAUCUUAUUUCUGAAGGAGCGAACUCAAAUUCGGUUGGUAACAAUGGUUAUACUCCCUUGUUUAUUGCCUCAAGAAAGGGACAUCUUGGUGUUGUUGAAUGUCUAGUGAAUUCUGGAGCAGAUAUAAACAAAGGUUCAAAUGAUGGUUCUACACCACUACGCAUUGCCUCACAUGAGGGUCAUUUCGAGGUUGUUGAAUGUCUAGUGAAUGCAGGAGCUGAUGUGAAGAAAGCAGCAAACAAUGGCGUGACAUCUCUCGACACGGCGUCACGUGAUGGUCAUGUAGACAUUGUAAAAUAUCUCAUUUCUCAAGGCGCGAACCCGAAUUCGGUUGAUAACGAUGGUUUUACACCACUGUACAGUGCCUCACAAGAGGGUCAUCUUGAUGUUGUUGAAUGUCUACUGAAUGCAGGUACUGGUGUGAGGAAAGCAGCAAAGAAUGGCCUGACACCUCUUCAUGCGGCAUCAGAGAAAGGUCAUGUAGCAAUCGUAAAAUAUCUCAUUUCUCAAGGCGCGAACCCGAAUUCGGUUGAUCACGAUGGUUAUACACCCCUGUACAACGCCUCACAAGAGGGUCAUCUUGAUGUUGUUGAAUGUCUAGUGAUUGCAGGUGCUGGUGUGAGGAAAGCAGCAAAGAAUGGCCUGACACCUCUUCAUGUGGCAUCAGAGAAAGGUCAUGUAGCAAUCGUGAAAUAUCUAAUUUACCACGGAGCUAAAACUCAUACGGUUGAUCACGAUGGUUAUACACCCCUGUACAGUGCCUCACAAGAGGGUCAUCUUGAUGUUGUUGAAUGUCUACUGAAUGCAGGUGCUGGUGUGAAGAAAGCAGCAAAGAAUGGCCUGAAACCUCUUCAUGCGGCAUCAGAGAAAGGUGCUGGUGUGAGGAAAGCAGCAAAGAAUGGCCUGACACCUCUUCAUGUGGCAUCAGAGAAAGGUCAUGUAGCAAUCGCGAAAUACCUAAUUUACCAAGGAGCUAAAACUCAUACGGUUGAUCACGAUGGUUAUACACCCCUGUACAACGCCUCACAAGAGGGUCAACUUGAUGUUGUUGAAUGUCUAGUGAAUGCAGGUGCUGAUGUGAGGAAAGCAGCAAAGAAUGGCCUGACACCUCUUCAUGCGGCAUCAGAGAAAGGUCAUGUAGCAAUCGUGAAAUAUCUAAUUUCUCAAGGAGCUAACCCUAAUACGUUUGAUCACGAUGGUUAUACACCCCUGUACAGUGCCUCACAAGAGGGUCAACUUGAUGUUGUUGAAUGUCUAGUGAAUGCAGGAGCUGAUUUGGAGAAAGCCAUGGAGAAAGGAUGGACAUCUCUUUAUACGGCGUCACGUGAUGGUCAUGUAGACAUUCUAGAAUAUCUCAUUUCUCAAGGCGCGAACCCGAAUUCGGUUGAUAACGAUGGUUAUACACCCCUGUACAGUGCCUCACAAGAGGGUCAUCUUGAUGUUGUUGAAUGUCUACUGAAUGCAGGAGCAGAUGUGAAGAAGGCAGCAAACAAUGGCCUCACACCUCUUCAUGCGGCAUCAGAGAGAGGUCAUGUAGCAAUUGUGAAAUAUAUUAUUUCUCAAGGAGCGAACUCGAAUUCGGUUGAUAACAAUGGUUAUACUCCCCUGUGCAUUGCCUCAAGAAAGGGUCACCUUGGUGUUGUUGAAUGUAUAGUGAAUGGAGGAGCUGAUGUGAAUAAAUCAUCAAAUAAUGGCGUGACAUCGCUCGACACGGCGUCACAUGAUGGACAUGGAGACAUUGUAGAAUAUUUAAUUUCUCAAGGCGCGAAUCCGAAUUCGGUUGAUAACGAUGGUUAUACACCACUGUACAGUGCCUCACAAGAUGGUCAUCUUCAUGUUAUUAAAUUUCUAGUGAAUGCAGGAGCUGAUGUGAAGAAAGCAGCAGAGAAUGGUGCGACACCUCUUAGUGCCGCGUCAUGUGAAGGUCAUGGAAACAUUGUAGAAUACUUAAUUUCUCAAGGCGCGAACCCGAAUUCGGUAGAUAACGACGGCUUUUCACCUCUACAUGUUGCUUCACAAUUGGGUCAUGGCGAUGUCGUUAAAUGUCUAGUGAGUGCAGGAGGAGAUGUAAACAAACCAGCAGUUGAUGGUGAUCUACCACUUCAUGCUGCCUUUCGGGGUGGCUACCUGGACAUUAUAAAAUAUCUCAUUACGAAAGGAGCAGAUAUCGAGGCACGUAAUAAUUCUGGUUGGACAGUUUUUCAUUUUGCAGCAGAUAAUGGUCAUUUGGAAUCUUUGGAAUAUUUCAUGAGAAACGACACUAGCGGUACAUCGGGAAAGAGUUACACCGCUCUUCAAGUGGGACUUCAGGAUGCAACAUCUAUACAUCACAGCGACAGUGCUGGUCUAACACCCAUUCACCUUGCUACUGUAAGCGGGUUGUCAUCAAUAGUUGAGGAGUUGGUAUCACUAGGUGCUGGUGUGAAUUCUCAGUCACACGAUGGCCAGACACCCUUGCAUGUUGCCAUCAGACUAUGCCACUGUAAGAAAAGACAGGUUGAAGUGACGACAGCUUUGCAGCAGAUACAACAAGAGAGUGAUGAUGACAUAUCCUCCGCGGAGGCUCUGAUACAAUUCCUUAUAAAUCAAGGAUCCAAGGUUGACAUCAAGGACAACGAAGGCUUUACACCGGUACAGUAUGCCAGAGAUGAGCGCAUUAGGCAAAUGGUAUUACGGAGCUUAUCCGAAGAUGAUGUUCAUGAAUUCCGCGGUAUAUCUACCAAUUGCAAGAUCUACUGA